AUCGGUGAGGCUGAGAGUAAAUUCACUACAAAAACUGAGCGUCCCCUCCCCCACCCCCAGCAAUUGUUUUCUCAUUUGAUCCUAUAUUCAUUUGCUUUCCCCCCGUUUCUUCGAUCUAUUUCUGGUAAUCAUCUAGGUUUCUUUGUGUUUGAAUGGUUUUUAUUGAUUAUUCAGACAGAACAUCCAAGCUUAUGAAACUGUGUCUUUAUUUGAAUUAAUCUUUUUAUUUUUCAUAGAUUUAGCCGAGGGUAAUUUUUAAAAACCCCUCUUUCGGAUCUAACAGGUUGCUUAUUUCAAACCUUUUCGAUCCAUUUUUAUUCUCUUGAAUUUUCUCGAAAAAACCCUGUUCUUUACUUUUGAUAAGAAACAGGUGAAUAUUUUCGGAUUCAAUUUUUUUAUUUCUCUUUAGAAAAAAUCUACAAAAAAAUCAUAAUGGAAGCUGCUAUGAAUAUGUACAGUAGCAAAACGUUUCACCAAUCAGAUACGUUUGGUGGUGGUGAACUCAUGGAAGCGCUUGUACCUUUUAUCAAAAGCGUUUCCCCCUCUUCUUCUCCUUCCGCGUCUGCGUCUGCGUUUAUUAAUAACCCCGCAGCGUCUGCGUUUUCUCUUCCUACCUUCCCCGGAUACUACCCGGAACAACACUUCAUGACCCAACCGUUUACAUACGGGUCGGAUCUUAACCAAACCGGGUCACUAAUCGGGCUAAACAACCUCUCUUCUACACAAAUCCACCAGAUCCAAUCUCAGAUCCACCAGAACCAUCCUCUUCUCAGACCAAAGCCUAUACUCAUGAAGCAACCAGGAGUCGCCGGAUCUUGUUUUCCGGCGAAGCCGACGAAGCUGUACAGAGGCGUGAGGCAACGUCACUGGGGCAAAUGGGUCGCUGAGAUCCGUUUACCGAGAAACCGUACCCGUCUCUGGCUUGGAACGUUCGACACGGCGGAGGAAGCUGCCUUGGCUUACGACAAGGCGGCGUAUAAGCUGCGCGGCGAUCACGCCCGGCUUAACUUCCCUAACUUACGUCACAACGGUUCCCACAUCGGCGGCGAGUUCGGCGAGUACAAGCCUCUUCACUCGACGGUCGACGCCAAGCUCGAAGCUAUUUGUCAGAGCAUGGCGGAGGAGACGGAGAAAAAGGGUAAAGCCACGACCAAAGCUCCGACGAAGAAACGUGUCUCGGCGGUGAAGAAAACUGAGAAGGUUUCGUCGCCACCGCCGGUGACGGAGGUGGUUGAGUCCGCCGGAUCUUCGCCGUUGUCGGAGUUGACUUUCGCCGACACGGAGGAGCAGCCGCAGUGGAACGAGACGUUUUCGUUGGAGAAGUGUCCGUCGUACGAGAUAGAUUGGGAUUCGAUUCUGUCUUGAUCAGUUUGUGUUUGGUAAGAGUAGGGGUAAAGUAGGAAUUUCAGAAGCUGUCUGCAAUGGAGUUUUUUUGGAAAUUGCAGAGAGGGGCUUGUUAGAUUAAUUAGGGGGUUAAUCUCGUAUGUUAAUAUUAUGGUUUGUAUUAAUCUCUCUGUGUCGGUCCAGCUGCGGUUUUUUGUCAUGCUCGACCAUGCCACAGAUUUCUUUUUAUGUAAUUUUUUGUAUUGUUUUUGUCUAUGUAAUUUCUAGCUUCAUUUGCUAAAUAUUAAUGCGAUGUUUUUAGUUUUUUAGGAAAAUAAAAUCGCCUCAUAUAUUGACUAUGCUGUUUGUGUG
Molecule: messenger RNA, 1695 nt
Organism: Eruca vesicaria subsp. sativa (arugula)
Lineage: Eukaryota; Viridiplantae; Streptophyta; Magnoliopsida; Brassicales; Brassicaceae
Source: the annotation of a GenBank genome assembly